AUGGUGACUGGCAAUGAUUGGGGAACUGCGAAGUCCAUUGCCAAGGAGGUCAGGAUCGAAAAAGUUUAUGCUGAAGCAAAGCCUGACCAAAAAGCACAGAAAAUAAAGGAAUUGCAGAAUUCGGGUUUUAUUAUUGGUAAACCGGCAGUCGUCAUCACAAAGGUUCUGAAAAGGGUUCAUGAUUUUCUUGAACUGGUUGCUGCAACUGAGGUUAAUAUUGAGCACCCUUUAGCAAAGGAGAUUGUUGACUAUUCCAAGAAAUACAAAGGAGAAGAGGAAAAUCAAGUGUGGGCAGAAACACAUGAAUUUGAAUCCAUUACUGGGCAUGUUGUGAAAGCCAUUGUUAAAGGCAAACAAAUACUUGUGGGGAAUAAAAGUUUUUUGCAAAAUUCUAGUAUCUCAGUCCUAGCUGAUGCUGAAGAGUUUCUUGUAGAAACUGAAGAGUUGGCACAAACCGGAAUUCUGGUAUCAAUAAAUGAACAGGUGGUUGGGGUCCUAACCAUAUCAGAUCCGUUAAAGCACGGUUCUUGGGAGGCCAUCUCCAUUCUCAAGUCCAUGAACAUUAAAAGCAUUAUGGUGACUGGCGAUAAUAGGGGAACUGCGAAGUCCAUUGCCAAGGAGGACGGGAUCAAAAAAUUUUAUGCUGAAGCAAAGCCUGACCAAAAAGCACAAAAAAUAAAGGAGUUGCAGAAUUCGGGUUUUACCGUGGCAAUAGUUGGAGAUGGCAUAAAUGAUUCGCCGACACUGGUAGCUGCUGAUGUUGGAAUGGCAAUAGGUGAUGGCACAGAUAUUGCCAUUGAAGCAGCCGACAUCGUUCUAAUGAAGAACAACUUAGAAGACGUAAUAACUGUAAUCGACCUUUCCACGAAAACAUUUUCUCGUAUUCGUCGAAACUACAUCUGGGCUUUAGGUUAUAACAUCCUCGGCAUUCCAAUUUCUGCCGAGGUUCUUUUCCCAUCCACUAGAUUCCGUCUACCACCUUGGGUAGCUAGUGCUGUAAUGGUUUCUUCUUCGGUUAGUGUUGUUUGUUGUUCACUCCUAUUGAAGUACUAUAAAAGACCCAAGAAAUUAGAAACUCUUGAAAUUAGAGAGAUUCAAUCAACCGCUUGGAAGUUGGCAGAAAUUAGUGGGAAGGGAGAAAAGACCAUCAUUGGAGGUGAUGACUUAGCUGCAGAUGUGAAUGAAUUAGGUCUGGCAGACAAGUUCAGUCACAUCUCACUCGGAGGAGAUGCCUAUAAGGCUCUUCUAGAAGGCAAGCCACUCCCCGGAGUUCUCACUCUGGAUGAUGAUUCUUCUGCUUGA
Papaver somniferum (opium poppy) is the source of this 1302-nucleotide messenger RNA. Its product is annotated as probable copper-transporting ATPase HMA5. Lineage: Eukaryota; Viridiplantae; Streptophyta; Magnoliopsida; Ranunculales; Papaveraceae. The record is from RefSeq and is a predicted model, not a curated record. Gene Ontology annotation, molecular function: ATP binding; ATP hydrolysis activity; phosphoglycerate kinase activity. Gene Ontology annotation, cellular component: membrane. Gene Ontology annotation, biological process: glycolytic process. The transcript is spliced from 5 exons. Bases 1 to 1302 code for a protein of 433 amino acids.